Cylas formicarius (sweet potato weevil) is the source of this 1494-nucleotide messenger RNA. Its product is annotated as hypoxia-inducible factor 1-alpha inhibitor-like. Gene Ontology annotation, biological process: negative regulation of Notch signaling pathway; peptidyl-aspartic acid hydroxylation. The transcript is spliced from 3 exons. Gene Ontology annotation, molecular function: ankyrin repeat binding; peptidyl-histidine dioxygenase activity; [protein]-asparagine 3-dioxygenase activity. NCBI's taxonomy places the organism in Eukaryota, Metazoa, Arthropoda, Insecta, Coleoptera, Brentidae. Gene Ontology annotation, cellular component: cytoplasm; nucleus. The record is from RefSeq and is a predicted model, not a curated record. Bases 34 to 1011 code for a protein of 325 amino acids.
CAGGCCAGUCUGGUUUCGGAAUUGGUGAAAGCGAUGUGGGACCAGAGCCAGCUGCGAAAGUACGAUCUGACGUUGGAGGCGAUCCCGCGGCUGCACCACGCGGACCCCAAAAUCGACGAGUACAUCGCCGACAACAAACCGGUCGUCAUAGCGGGAUCGCGGGUGAUCAGGCCGGCGGUCGACAAAUGGGACAUGGAUUACAUGGAAAAGUGCCUCGGCGGCCCCGGCCUGACCGUCUUCGUGUCCCAAAGUCACAAGUUCAAGUACUUCGACGAGAACAAGGUGCAGUACUGUCUGCGGCACGGGAUAGAUUUCGUGCCUCCGACGAGACGAUGCAAGAUGCGGAUCGGGGAGUUCGUGCGGAGGCUCCGCGAGUGGAAAAAGGGCGACGACAGGCUGUACCUGCAGCAGGCGGUCAAUUCGUCGGUCGGUAACGUCGUCAAGGAUUUCAUGAAGUUCGAUUGGGAGUACCUCGCCGGUAAACAGGCCAAACACAACUGGGGACCCUUGUCGUCCAACUUGCUGCUCCUGUCGAUGGAGGGCAACGUCACGCCGUGCCAUUACGACGAGCAGCAGAACUUUUUCGGCCAGGUGUACGGCUACAAGAGGUGCAUACUGUUCCCGCCCAGCGAUUACGAGUGCCUCUAUCCGCACCCCCUGUAUCAUCCGCACGACCGUCAGAGCAUGGUGGACUUCGACAAGCCCGAUUACUCGAGGUUCCCGAAGUUCAAGAAGGCGCGGGGCUGCGAGGCCGUCCUCGAGCCGGGCGACAUCCUCUACAUCCCGAUCUACUGGUGGCACCACGUGGAGUCCCUGAUGCGCGCCGGCCCCACGAUAUCCGUCAACUUCUGGUACAAGGGCGGCCCCAUCUCUCUCGAGUAUCCCCUGAAGGACCACCAGAAGGUAUCGAUAUCGCGCAACGUGGAGAAGAUGCUCGUCGAGGUGCUCCAGGACCCGAAGGAGGUCGGCCCGCUGCUCGAGAUGAUGGCCGGCGGCCGCUUCGGCGAGUGACGCCCGCGUCCUCGCCCCUUUCCUCAUUUCACUGUGAUCCGGACUCGGAAAGUAAAGACCGUAACAAUUUGAGGCCGGUUUUAAAAACGUCGUGAUGGAAAUGUGCGCGUGCGUACGUAAAAUUUGAAGCCCGUUUAAGGAGGACAAGAUCGUGUCACGACUUCAAACGCGAGUCGGAAACGGACUCUGGCGUCGUAUUAUUAAGUUUAAGUGUCCUAGUCGUAAGUUCAAAGGUGAAAUAAAAUUAUUUUUCUCUCUUAAACGUCGUUUUUGAAGUCGAUUUUAAGAAUUUGAAGUCGAUUUUAAUCAAUUUAAACCGACUUUAAUUUUGGAUUUGAUAUCGAGUUUAACGACCCGCGUAUACGUUAAAUUCGAAGCCGAUUUUAAUAACUUGAAAAUAUUAGAAGAGAACACGCUAUUGGGACAAAUUUGAAACUUUGCCGUAAUCGUUCCCGGUACCAUCGAAUCUUGGAGUUUUUGGAG